Molecule: messenger RNA, 844 nt
Organism: Camellia sinensis
Lineage: Eukaryota; Viridiplantae; Streptophyta; Magnoliopsida; Ericales; Theaceae
Source: RefSeq, a predicted model, not a curated record
AGCAGACACUUCAACCAAACAAAACAUAUACUAUAUAUGCACAACCGUGUUGAUUUUCAUGUCUUAAAAACCAUAUAUUAUACAAACCCUUCUUUUCAUUGACAAAACAAACCAUACAUACCACAAAAAAAUGGUCCGACUAACUCCGAUACACUCCGGCGAUCACUCAGGUUCGAUGCCAUUACUAGCAGUUGGCUUGUUCAUCUCUUUAUCAGCUCUUGUAGCUCUCUGUGCCAAACAUUCAAGAAAAAUCUCGAGAAAGAACGAAACCGAGACAUUUGAUUCGAAAGUCCUUCCUCCUAAGUCACCCUUACGGUCUCCGAAGCAGCUUAUUCCAUUCAUCAACCACCAGAAAACUGAGGCCGAGGCUGAGAUUGGUGGCGAAGCUGACGUUGAAGGGUUCGGAGAAGGCGGUUUGUGGCAGAAGGCGAUUUUGAUGGGGGAGAAGUGUCAACCACCAGAGUUUUCGGGUGUGAUUUAUUAUGAUUGUGAUGGGAAUCCGAUUUCAGAGAUGCCAAGGUCUCCGAGAAGAGUAAAUAUUGGGUAUAACGGUGAUACUGCUUGGGAUAGUACUUUGCCAAAUUUUUCUUUUCCGGUGCCAAAAGAUGGGAACUAGCUCAACUUUUGUUAUGUACAAAAUGGUUGGCGAAUUGGGGACAAUAUACAUGGUAGUCCCUAACUUGAAACGGGUCGUGUUAUGAGUUAUCAGGAAAAGAAAAAACAAUAUAGUGUAGCCAUAUGUACUUUUUAGCACAGGUUUUUGUGGAAAAUAGUAUAUACCUUUGUGCUGGUUAAGCUUGUUGCAACACUAGAACCAUGAGCAGAACUUAUUCAUUCUUUUUUA